Molecule: messenger RNA, 432 nt
Organism: Stereum hirsutum FP-91666 SS1
Lineage: Eukaryota; Fungi; Basidiomycota; Agaricomycetes; Russulales; Stereaceae
Exons: 1
Source: RefSeq, a predicted model, not a curated record
AUGAAUGGGUAUACUCGAUCAUUUACAGAGCUUCACCCAGAUACGCAAGAAAUACUGUUGCGUCGACUUCACCCAUGGAUUAACAGUUAUAACGACGUCGUCAUUUUCUUACAACGGUGUAACAUGGACAUCAAAUACAUCGGGUCCGGGGUUGCCGCCAAGGCAUUCGCUUUUUAUGUGACAGACUAUAUCACGAAGCCAGGGCUGCCCUUGUAUUUAGCGUUACAAGCUCUGUCGUGGGCUGUCAAGCAGAACGAUGCAAAGUUUAUUCAUCGCCCCGAUGCUCCAGAGCUCGAGAUCAAGCGGAGUCUAUUGACCAAGAUCGUGAACUCUAUGAUGGGAAGACAAGAAUUGUCUCAUCAACAAGUGAUGAGCUACCUUGUCGGGGCCGGUGACUGCUAUAAGAGCCACGACUUCCGUGUGCUGUACUGG